Molecule: messenger RNA, 597 nt
Organism: Notothenia coriiceps (black rockcod)
Lineage: Eukaryota; Metazoa; Chordata; Actinopteri; Perciformes; Nototheniidae
Product: cadherin-24-like
Exons: 5
Coding region: 1-597 (198 amino acids)
Biological process (GO): cell-cell adhesion mediated by cadherin; cell-cell junction assembly; calcium-dependent cell-cell adhesion
Cellular component (GO): adherens junction; catenin complex; membrane
Molecular function (GO): beta-catenin binding; cadherin binding; calcium ion binding
Source: RefSeq, a predicted model, not a curated record
AUGCUCGGAUACAAUGGAAUUUUUAACGCUUCCCAGCCUGUUGACUAUGAGAGCCGGAGCUCCUACUCCUUCUCUGUGGAGGUUCUCAACCCCAUAGUGGAUCCUCGAUUCUUGCGUCGAGGCCCCUUCAAGGACCGGGCCUCCAUCAGAGUAGCAGUGCUGGAUGCAGACGAGCCUCCGAGGUUCUCCAGAGCCAGAUACCAUAUGGAUGUUUCUGAAAACUGCCCGCCAGCCUGCACUGUGGGCCGGGUCAGCGCUGUAGAUCCGGAUACUGGUCUUACCAAUAAUAUCAGGUUCUCUAUUGAUCCUCAGUCAGACCCAGAGGCUCUGUUUCGUAUCACCCCAGACACCGGCCUCAUCACCACCGCCAUGGAGCUGGACCGCGAACGCGACCAUUGGCACAACAUUACUGUCAUCGCUACACAAAGAGACAAUCCCAGCCAGGUGUCAAGAGUUCUGGUUGCAAUAGAGACACUGGACCUGAAUGACAACGCACCUGAACUUGACCGGCAAUACUCAACAGCCAUGUGCGACUCGUCCACCAUCGGGCAGAGUCAAACGCUGGGGAUGCUGGUUCGCAUCUUUCAUUCAGGCUGA